GUGCAUACAGAGUAAGAGGACAUCAGGCACCUGCUUCUUCCUUGUUUUCGGAGGGUUUCCCAGAUUGAUCAUAUUUGUAUUAUAUAAUUCUAUCAAAUCAGAUUAUCAAGGGCUUCACUUCUAGAUCGGUGAGUACCAUGGCCUCCAAAUCUCAUCCUCCCCUAAUGAAGAAGCACAGUCAGACGGACCUGAUAAGCCGUCUAAAGAGCCGGAAGAUACUUGGAGUUGGAGGCGAGGACGACGAUGGAGAAGUGCACCGCUCAAAGAUUAGUCAGAUGCUUGGAAAUGAGCUGAAGUUCGCCGUCCGGGAGCCGAUUGGGCUGAGGGUGUGGAUACUCAUCUCUGCUGUGGGUUUCACAGUAAUGGCUGUAACAGCUCUGGUGUUUCCCAACCAGCUCUAUGAGGUUGUUUUUGAGGAGGAGCUUUCCACAACAAGCAUCUCCGUCCGCCUGUACGGAGCAGCUUUGCUCAGCUUGGCUCUCAUUAUGUGGAAUGGUCUCUACACAGCAGAAAAGGUCAUCAUCCAGUGGACGCUGCUCAGUGAAGCCUGCUACUUUGCUGUCCAGUUUCUGGUGACGUGCAUCACCCUGAUGGAGAUCGGCAUUCUGCCCAACGCCGCCAUGCUCCUGCUCCUCAGUCGAGUUCUCUUCUUCGUGGUCACCAUUGCUUACUAUUACCACCUGGGCCGUAAACCAAAGAAGAUGUGAGCCCACCUAUGUGACACUUAUGAUGGGGGGGGGAUGAGCUCAAAUCACAGCUGAGAUUUGGAUGAGGGUCUAAUUACUUUGUAAGCAAAUGCCCUCAUACCCCCUUUCUAUGGGACCAAGCUUCCUGUAACCCCCCACCCAGGUGAUAUGAAGCUGAUGAGCAGCGUCACAUUUCUACCCUCACAAGAAGAAGAACCGUCGCCAUGACACCGAGCUGCUCUUUAAACUGGCCUGUGAGGUCACAUUCCUCCUCUGCAUAGCUCCGAGCGCCGUUGUUACAAAGCAGGACCUUAGCAGUAUGCUUGUAAGCAGCCACCUAGAUGUAUAAUUUUUAAAUGUACAGACUGCUUUAUACCACCUGCUGAUAUUUCUGUACAGCUAUAUGAUGUCCAGAUGAAGUAUUUCAUGUUUUUUUAUUCAUCUAAAUACUGUUUCCUUCCUCAAGCUCAAGAGUUUCUGCUACAACUAGCCUUAGCUUUAUCUGCUAGAAGCCUGAUAAACCGCCUGAUUCUUAUUGGAUAAUUACUGGGUGACUGACAGCGAACCUCAUCAUGACCUGCUGAAGACUUUCCUGUCCAGCAGCAUGAUGCGACCUUCAUCUUCCUCGCUGUUCCUUUCAGUCAAGGCCAAUUAAUCGCAUUACUAUUAAGACAAAAAAAAAAAAUACGUAUUAGUUUCUAAUUCUGUUAUUUCUCAGGCUUUCUGCCUCAAGUUUUUCGAAGCACAACUAGAUAAUUGUCAUGUUAUGUGUAGUAAAAGAGAGACCGAACUGGUGUCUUUGCAGACUGUAAGGGUUGACUUUAACAUGCGUGAAAAUCUAACCUUUAAUUUAUAAUUAGCGGGUCAAAUCAACCCUGUUAUGAUCUCUUAGUAAUGUAGCAUAGUUUUAAAUAUUAAUAACCAUCACCAUAUCCAUAGUUUUGCCUUAAAACAACUUUUUAGAACAGUGGUCAGCACUGCGCUCUACUCCUUGUAUAUAUAUGUAAAUACCUAUUUACUAUUAUGUGACGUUCUUGUGAACCAAACAGGGAACUUGUUCAGUAUUAGUCAAUGAUACGGUUAAUUCUGUUCUUAAUUUAUCUCACUUUUGUACCUAUGUAAAUGACGUUUUGUUAUCUUUGCAUGUGCUAAACAGUCAUUUGCAUCCCUGGUAAAGAUUUAUAUAAAAGUUUGUCCUUUUUCAAUUAAGCUCAUUAUGAAAUCAAACAUGUUUUAAUAGGAAAAAAGUUCAGAAUAAAAAAGGCGUAAAUAUAAUAAAACUUCUGCACAAAACAAAGCUUUGAAUUUAUUAUGUUUAAGACCAAAAACUAGAAUCUGAAAGUUGAGAUAAAAACCGAUUUUCUUAAUAAUGCUAAACUUUUUUUAAGCAGAUUUUUAACAGUGAGGCCCAAAAAUAUUCAUAAUGCAGGUUAAGAUUUAAAAUUAUUUUCAUUUUAUCAAGAAGUUGUUUUCACCUGAAUGAUAACUUUUUAAAAAAUGACAGAAAAGGAGUGUAGAUUAAACAAAUAUUUUUACAAUUUAUUAUUAAACAUCUUUGCCUCCUUUUCAUCAUGAAAAUGUUUAGCUCCUCCCUCAGAUUCUUCAUAAUUAACCUCAUGCUAGAUC
Messenger RNA from Cyprinodon tularosa, 2312 nucleotides. RefSeq names its product tumor protein p53-inducible protein 11-like. Bases 138 to 707 code for a protein of 189 amino acids. Lineage: Eukaryota; Metazoa; Chordata; Actinopteri; Cyprinodontiformes; Cyprinodontidae. The transcript is spliced from 7 exons. The record is from RefSeq and is a predicted model, not a curated record.